UUAUGAGUGGUUCGCCGAACUCGGUCUGCGCUGGUACGCUCUGCCCGCAGUCUCGUCGAUGAUGUUCGAUGUGGGUGGCAUUCAGUUCACCGCAACCGCAUUCAGCGGUUGGUAUAUGUCCACCGAAAUUGGUUGCCGCAAUUUAUGUGAUACAAAUCGACGAAAUGUGUUGCAGACCGUUGCAAAUAAAAUGAAAUUAGACACACGCACCACGUCAUCCCUGUGGAAGGACAGAGCUUUGGUAGAGGUGAAUUUAGCUGUGUUGCACUCUUUCCAAAGCCGAAAUAUAACCAUUUUGGAUCACCAUACGGCCAGUGAAAAUUUCAUGAAACAUUUUGAAAACGAAUCGAAAACGCGCAAUGGCUGUCCGGCUGAUUGGAUUUGGAUUGUUCCGCCACUUUCCGGUUCAGUGACGCCUGUCUACCAUCAAGAAUUCGCACUGUACUAUCUGAGGCCAUCAUUCGAUUAUCAGCAUCCCGCCUGGAAGGUGCACGUAUGGGAGAAGGAACGUGGUGAAAUCAAACCAAGACGUAAAUUCAACUUUAAGCAGAUUGCAAGGUAAAACAAAAAAAAAUAAACAAAU
Rhagoletis zephyria (snowberry fruit fly) is the source of this 583-nucleotide messenger RNA. RefSeq names its product nitric oxide synthase-like. NCBI's taxonomy places the organism in Eukaryota, Metazoa, Arthropoda, Insecta, Diptera, Tephritidae. Gene Ontology annotation, biological process: nitric oxide biosynthetic process. Gene Ontology annotation, molecular function: nitric-oxide synthase activity. The record is from RefSeq and is a predicted model, not a curated record.